CUAUACGCGCUCAGUUGCCGGGAACGCAAAUAGCACGUGUCUUGUAGCCGGCUGCUGCGCCUGCAGUUGAUUCACGUUUUUCCACACAGUUGAGUUGUAAGAUGGCGGCGCGGUGGGGAACAGGCGAGGAGAUGUUAAAAGCCUGUAAUACUCAAAUGUUCUCACCGGUGAACCUUGACGAGGUGGAGAUGCUUGAGGAAAGCUUCACUGCCAGUCUGGAGUAUCCUGGCCUUAGCAAUGGAGAUGCUCUGGAGGCUUUACAAAGCUGCCUCGAUCCUUCUAUUUUGUCCAUUUUUGAGGACAGCCCCACUGGAGAGGUUAAAAGUAAUAUUGAUGAGGAAAGUGAAGCGACGCUGCUCACAGCUCUGACUGAAAUACUUGACAAUGUUGAUGAUGAAAACCUGUCCCCUUUUGACACUCUACCAGAUUCAGAGCUCUUCUCAGGGCAGAAGGGUCAGGAACACUCACCGCUAAGAAAGUUCCUCACACGGCCUCCUCCAGAGUCAAUUCAUACAAGACAAUUUCCUGGGAAGAGUCUCCCACGAAUGCAGAGAGUAUCCCAACAGAACAGUGAAGGAGAAGAGGAGGAAGAAGGAGACACUAGUUUUUCAACCUCCCUAGCCAAUAUUGAUUUGUCAUCACUGGAUGAAUUUGACUGGGGCCUUCCUGUGUCUUUAGAGCAGGAUGGAGAGAGUAUGCCUGUUACUCUCAGUGAUUUAGUGAAACACAUGCACCCUUACUGCAUGACGUUAUGUUUGGAAGGAGAAGAGGGACAAGAGCAUCUUCUGCCUGAGAGAGGUCUUGUGCUAGAAGUGGUUGAUCAAGGAGAGCAUGGAGAGCCCAUCCUGGCAAUCCCCGAUCUCAGCAUCCCUCUGUCUCACACAGACUCCGCAGAAUGUGAACAAAGAGUACCAGAGACCAUAGACGAGCCAGAACCAAAGCCUGAAGACAGUGCUGAAAAAAUUCUACCUCCUUCUGAAGUAUCUCUUGUGGAGGAGGAGAAAGAGGUUGUUAAGGUACGUAAAGGGAAAAAGAAACACAAACGUAAAGUUGAAGCCCCUCUGGUUGAACAAAGAGUUUUGAGAAGCUCAAAAGAGCCACAGAAGAAACUCCAAGAAGAACAAAAGAAGAAAAAGGUAACUUUCUCACCUGUGCUCUCAUCGCCAGAGCCUGAAAAACCUAAACUUGAUCGUCCAACAGAGUUUACAACCCUUAAACCGCUAGUUGAAAAGGAGGAUAUCACAACCCCUCAAGCUGACGCAAAAAUCACUGACUCACAGCCAGAGAACAAACCUCUUGAAAAGUCUGUGGAGGAAGAGCCACCUUCAAAACAAGAGGCUGAACAGCCUGCUCCUUGUCAGCGUAAUGAAACCAAGCCUAAACCUCUCAGUUUACAGCAAUACCGUCUCCUCCGCCAGCAGAAGAAACCAGACCCGGUGGACAAAACAGAGGAUUACAGCACUAAAUGGCCCAAGUUGCCAGAACCGCCCAAAGAGCUUCCUCCAAUACCCUGCCUGCCAGAACCCAACCCCAGAGAUCCACGUAAAACCACGCAUACUCCUGUUAAAAAAGAUGUUGCACCUGAAGUCAUGCCUGCUUGGCACCCAAGAGGCCCCGCUGCUCCCCCAACACCUGAAGCCUUACUCAACCCACCGGCUUCACUGAUGGCUUCCUCAAAGAAACCUGCAACUUCUAAACCAACCCCUCCACCUUCAGAAACAUCUAAAAGUUCACCCCAAUCAGUCCACCCCUCUCCACAGAAACUAUCUGCACCCAGCAUGCCACAAAACACUAUUCCUACUGAGACCUCUGCCCUAAUCAGACAUGUGGCUGAGGUGCCUCCUCCUACAUCUGGAGGCUCUCAGGGUCUCAAUGCACAGAUUCAUAAGGAAUGUUUACAUGAGAACCUCAAUGCUGCUCCAGUGGCUCCAUCCAAAGCUCCCUCAAGGCCUCAGAUGAUCACUACACAAGUUCAGAGCUCUCAUAAACCUAGUGCUGCUGUGCCUGCAAAGAGCGAGCCCGAGCAGGUUGUUUUGGCCCCUGUGUCUGAUCAAGCCAAAAACACCCUGCCAACUAAUUCUAAAAAGCUGACCUCACGGUCACAGCCUCAUGUUGCACCAAUAGCUGCUCAGCCGUUUUUCUCGGCUCAAGUUCAGGCCAGAGUUGUUGAACUGGCAGAGCAGAUGAGGAUGGCUUCCUCUGAGAUUCCCAAACCGAAGAACACCACCGUUGAGCUGAUCGAGUCCUUCACAAGUGAAAUCGGCAUUGAAGCUGCUGAUCUUACAAGCCUCCUGGAGCAGUUUGAAGAGUCUCAGUCCAAAGAAGAGCAGAGUGUACCGGAGGUCUGUGGUAGAGCAGCCGCUGUAGGAAACUCCAGUUAUGAGCAGGUGGAGACUAAGGCCGUGGAGAAAACCCGUAACCAUGACCUGGGAAGCACAGCAGGUCUUACACCGCCUGCCACACCUCCACACCAGAUGUGGAAGCCUAUUGCGCCAGUUUCACUACUUGGGAAACCCAAGAAGUCAGAAGUCCUUAAACCAACUCCCAACAAGGCCAUUCAGAUAGAGGCGAGACCACUACCUUCAAACAAGUUGCGCAGCAAGCCUCAGACCCCUGCUACUGCUGGACAGUUUCAGCCUUUCUCCCUUGACCAUGACUACUGCCUCCCUCCAAAAGAUCUCCAUCAAAAUGAAAUUGGAAGUCGGUGGAAUGUCAAACAACAGCCUAGCAUUGUUAUUAAGACCGUUGAGCUGCCGCCCAACAAGCCAGUCCAGAACAGCAUCUCCAAAACUUCAUCAACUCCUUUAGUUACAGAAGAAACUCAGAGAAAUGUCAGCCUCACUCAUCCUUCUGCAGAUAGAAGGUGUGCAUUAAAUAGCUCUGCCUUGGUGACUCCAGACGCCUCUCCAAACAGGCCUGACUCUGAAAGCUCUUUACUGGAUGAAGCGAAAUGCAACCAGGAGAAAUCUGUGAACUACUCUGAACGCUCCUCCACACAGCACGAACAGGACAGAGGCCGCUUGAAACGAAGAUACAGAACCCGGUCCUCUAGCAGCUCAGAAUCCAGCUCUGAGUCCUCCUCCAGAUCACGUUCACCACCUAGGAAAAGAUACAGUUCUCGUCACUCAAGCAGCAGAUCCAGUUCAUCAUCUAGGUCUCGUUCCCGAUCCAGCUCCAGGUCAUUUUCCCCACCCCGCCGGCGACGGUAUUCAUAUUCAAGCUCACGCUCUGGUUCCUGGAGCCGCAGCCGCUCGCGAUCCAGAUCCCGCUCUUCUGAUUCACAUGGACACCACCAUUGGAAGAGUCAUAGAAGCCCUAAUCAGAGGUCUGGUUACCGGAAUUCACAAAAUUCCAGUGAGGAUGUAAAAAGACGCAAGGAGAAAGCAAUUGAGGAGCGGAGAGUUGUUUAUGUUGGACGGAUUCGUGGAAGCAUGACUCGUAAAGAGCUGAAGGAGCGUUUCUCAUUCUUCGGAGAGAUUGAGGAGUGUACUGUGCACUUUAGAGAAAAUGGGGACAACUAUGGCUUUGUUACAUACUACAGCAAGAAAGAUGCAUUUAAUGCUAUUGAAAAUGGAAGCAAGCUGAGGGAGCAGAAUGAACUUCCAUUUGACCUGUGCUUUGGAGGCAGGAGGCAGUUCUGCAAGACCAGUUAUGCUGAUCUUGAUUCAAACAGGGAGUACGAUCCUCAGCCUACAAAAGGCAAAUUUGAUGCACUAGACUUUGACACUUUACUCAAGCAAGCUCAGAGGAACCUGAAAAGGUAACGAUUAGUCAAGCCGCAGGAGAGAAGACCGAUUACCUCGGAGCAAAAUGCUGCCCCACACUUCCAGUGUUGCCUCUCAAUUACUGUUUUUGGUUGUUUUUGUUUGUUUUGUUUUUCUCUUUGUGUUUUUGUUUGUUUCUGCAAGUUUACACCUUCUAUUGAAGUGAAGAUUUGUAAGAAAAAUCGAAAGUGCAAAAAAAAAUCAUGAAAUAUAAUAACUGUGGAAUGAAAUAAUAGAAUUUUUUUAAAAGGAUUAAAUUUAUUUAAAUGUUUAAUCUGAAUUGCUGAAUGUUAGAUACAUUUUAAAAUGAAUUGAAUGGAAACAUUAUGUUGGGGAAAUCAGGUUUAUGAUGCUGAAUUUAUUUCAACCUAAAUAAACCUGACAUGAAAAUUG
This is a messenger RNA of Labeo rohita (rohu), 4157 nucleotides long. RefSeq names its product PPARG related coactivator 1 (gene pprc1). Gene Ontology annotation, cellular component: nucleus. The record is from RefSeq and is a predicted model, not a curated record. Bases 102 to 3764 code for a protein of 1220 amino acids. Gene Ontology annotation, biological process: positive regulation of transcription by RNA polymerase II. NCBI's taxonomy places the organism in Eukaryota, Metazoa, Chordata, Actinopteri, Cypriniformes, Cyprinidae. The transcript is spliced from 14 exons. Gene Ontology annotation, molecular function: RNA binding; transcription factor binding.